CGAGACAGCAUUACGACAAGCACAGCAUGUGAGCCGACUGCUGCCAGCCUCUCCGCCCCCCUGCCUGUUGCCGAGCAGCGGCCGGGUCGCCACGGGGAGGGUGGCGCACGUGCUGCGUGCCUCCCGGCCCGCAAAUCCUGCGGCGCAGAGCCCGCCGCCCUGAACGCCGGCCUUUCUGCUGGCCCGCGCCCGCUGCCUCACGCUUCCAAGCCCGGCCACCCCCGCGCUGCGCAGGGCGCGUUACGACCGCGCGAUCACCGUCUUCUCGCCGGAUGGCCACCUCUUCCAGGUCGAGUACGCGAUGGAGGCGGUGCGCAAGGGCACCACUGCGGUCGGCGUGCGGUCAAAGGACCACAUCGUCUUUGCGGUGGAGCGCAAAUCGACCGCGAAGCUGCAGGACCCGCGGACGGUACGAAAGAUCCACAAGCUGGACGAGAACAUCGUGCUCUCCUUCGCCGGCCUGACGGCCGACGCGCGCGUGCUGAUCAACAAGACGCUAGUUGAGUGCCAGUCCUACCGCCUCACCUUUGAGGACUCGCCCUCCGUCGAGUACGUCGCCGAGUACGUCUCCGGAGUGCAGCAGCGCUACACGCAGAGCGGAGGCGUGCGCCCGUUUGGAAUCUCGACGCUCAUCAUGGGCUUCGACCGGGACGGGACGCCGCAGCUCUUCCAGACGGAGCCGUCGGGCAACUACACCGCCUGGAAGGCGGUCGCGAUCGGGCGGAGCCAAAAGACCGUCAAGGAGUACCUCGAGAAGACCUACUCCGAGGAGACGGCGGAGGACGGCGUCAAGCUCGCGUGCCGUGCGCUGCUCGAGGUGGUCGAGGCGGGCGGCAAGAACAUCGAGGUUGCGGUGCUGCGGCAGGGCAAGGAGCUGCAGCUGCUGGGCGACGACGAGGUGGAAGCCAUCGUCAAGGGCAUCGAGGCGGAGAAGGAGGAGGAGGACAAGAAGAAGAAGAAGCCGUCCGAGAAAUGAGCGGCCGCCGCGACGCUCGGGAUAGCGAAGCAGCGCACCGGGGACGCCGCCGGCGGGGCUCGGCUUUAUACUAUUCACUGUUCGUGUCGUCGCAUGCUGGGCCCGGGGCGUCUCCCACCUUGAAGUGGUUCAGCUUCAGCGG
Emiliania huxleyi CCMP1516 is the source of this 1118-nucleotide messenger RNA. RefSeq lists its product as hypothetical. Gene Ontology annotation, cellular component: proteasome core complex; nucleus; proteasome core complex, alpha-subunit complex. NCBI's taxonomy places the organism in Eukaryota, Haptophyta, Isochrysidales, Noelaerhabdaceae. Bases 302 to 976 code for a protein of 224 amino acids. The record is from RefSeq and is a predicted model, not a curated record. The transcript has 4 exons.